Nilaparvata lugens (brown planthopper) is the source of this 7460-nucleotide messenger RNA. RefSeq names its product tyrosine-protein phosphatase non-receptor type 23 (gene mop). NCBI's taxonomy places the organism in Eukaryota, Metazoa, Arthropoda, Insecta, Hemiptera, Delphacidae. Gene Ontology annotation, cellular component: endosome. Gene Ontology annotation, molecular function: protein binding; protein tyrosine phosphatase activity. The record is from RefSeq and is a predicted model, not a curated record. Gene Ontology annotation, biological process: early endosome to late endosome transport; protein dephosphorylation; endocytic recycling.
UACCGUAACUGAAAGUUUUAUCAAGUGUGAAUAUGAUUUGUGCUUCUCAACUGUAAGUUACUAUACAAAGUUAGUAUAGUAACUUACAGUUUAGUUAGUAUAAUAAGUGAGAAGCCAGUCUAGAUCAUGCAUCGAUUUUGUUUUACCAAAUGGAAAACAGGUUAAAUUUGAAUUGUGUUUGUAGGAAGGAUCCCUACACAAAUAUACAGUGCGCUGUGGCAGACAUUCGGAUUGAGGUGCUUGCUAUAUUGUACAACAUUGGAGCGUUGCACUCGCAGCUGGGUGCUGGCGAUGACAGGUCAACAGCUGACGGACUCAAAAUGGCCUGCACUCAUUUUCAAUGUGCGGCGUGGGCUUUCCAGCAUUUGAAAGAUUCUUACCCUCAGUCUCUUGGCGUUGAUGUGUGUCCAGACUUGAUGCAGUUCAUGCAGCAAGUGUGUCUUGCACAAGCUCAGGAAUGUAUUCUGGAAAAAAGCAUGACUGACAAUCGUAAAGCAGACAUCAGUGCCAAGGUAGCAGCUCAGAUCGUUGAUUAUUACAAUAUGGCUGCAAAUGCCUUGUCUCAAACUGGUCUCACUGACGAAGUCCUUAUUCUUGAAUUGGUCGGAAGUAAAUGUUACAAGGCAUGGAAGAAAUAUGUGAAGUUCAAGCACGCAUACUAUAAUUGCAUCACACUGUUAUAUCAAGGCAUGCAGUCAGAGGAACAACAAAAAAUGGGCGAAAGGGUUGCCUAUUAUCAAGCUGCUUUUGACCAACUCAAUGAGGCUAUGAAACUUUCCAACGGUCUUGAUCAGCCUCAGGCCAUCACUGAUACCUUAGCUUUCACAAUGGAUGUUGUUGAGGGAAAACGUAAGAGUGCCAAAAAUGACAAUGACUUUAUUUACCAUGAGAAGGUCCCUGAGAGGGACUCGCUGCUCGCUGUGAAAGGCGCUUCACUGGUCAAAGGCAUCGCGUUUAGUGUCAACGACAAGGAUAUCUAUGGCAAAGAUAUUUUUGCAAGACUCGUCCCGAUGAAAAUCCAUGAAGCGUCGUCAUUGUACAGCGAGGAAAAAGCAAAAUUAUUGAGAAAGAUUGGUGGAAUGGUUGAUGAAAAAGACCAAGAACUAGUUGGAUUCAUAUCGUCUCUCCAAGUAGAUUAUCUCAAUAAUCACGUGGAUUCAGACAUUCUCCCUCAGGAACUGGUUGAUAGAUGUGCAGCUUUGGCAGCGAAACCAGACUCAAUACAGAAUUUAAUUGAUGCUAUGGAUAAAUUGUCAGGCAUCUACCAUGAUGUCGAAGGAAUGCUGCGAGAGAUACUGGAACUCAUCAAGAUUGAAGAUGCCGCCGAAAAAGAAUACCAAGAGGUGAUGGGGUCGCGACCGCCGUCCAUAGUUGCCACGGAUUUGACGAGAGAAGCGAACAAAUACAAGGAGGCACACACGAAGGCGGCAGAGUCCAACGAGACACUCCACAAGGCGAUGGCCCAGCACAUCGCCAACCUCAGAGUGCUCUCAAUGCCUCUGUCAGAGCUCCAACAACAGCUGCCUUCCAUAUCCUGUCUUAACUUGGAAGAUUGCCACGACCUGAAAGAAGUGCGGCAUUUACUGUCGAAAGUGGAGGAGAUGCGACGUCAGCGGUCGAUGCUGGCCACUCAGCUGCGCGAGUCGAUCUGUGGUGAUGACAUCACAUCGCAGCUCGUAACAAGGCAGGCCGAAAAUCUCGAAGCUGUCUUCUCCAAGGAGCUGGAAAAGCAUUCACAAUACGUAUCACUGCUGGAACAAAAUUUGUCAGCACAGGAUAACAUAUUGAAAGCCCUGACUGAUGCUUAUGCUGAAUCAGCUGAUACAAGAAAAUCAAUCAUUGAGAUUUUGAGGCAAAGGUCACUAAUGUUAUCUGCAUUGAUGUCAUCAUAUGAUGCCUAUGAGGAUCUUAUAGCAAAGUCCAACAAAGGUCUAGAGUUCUACAGAAAACUGGAAACUAAUGUUACAAAGUUGCUGCAGAGAGUGAAAGGUACAUGUAAAGUGCAAGAAGAAGAGAGAGAAACGAUACUACUGAAAAAUGGGAAAACUUUGCCAUCCAAAUUGAAGCUUAAUAAUGAGAAGGAGGUCUCCGGUGGUGGUGGUUUGAAAUUGAAAGACUUGUUGCCUAAUAUGAAGAAAGAUAGCAGUGGUAAUUAUAUUAUACAACCUGCUCUAAAUCAGCUCCCUGGACAGUUCAAUACAAACAGUGUGAACUACAGUGGCACUCACACGUCAAUUCCUCCCACAGAUUCUCUGCCUUCUGAAUCUUCUCAAAAGUGGGUUCCAGCAGUAAGGCCUGCUCCGGUUGGCUCAGAAGCUCCCAUAAAUUCACAACAGAAAAUUCUCGAUUCAAAGCCUGACAUUUCCCAAAAUUAUUAUUUCCCUCAGCAGUCCAACUAUGCAACUUAUGACGCCAACUAUUAUGCUCGACUGGCUCAGUCUCAAGCUGCUGCUGCCUAUCCCAGCAGACCUGCUAAUCCAGCCACCCCCACCCCCACCCACAAUCCCACAGCUCUUCCCAAUCAACUUCCCAGCUCGACUCAGUCCUAUCAGCAAAGCCUUACUCCUUCAACCCAGUACACUUCUGUUCAAACUCCUUAUGCAUAUCAAAACAACCCUACUUACUCAAAUCAGCCGACUGAUCUAAAAUCUCAAUUUGGAGCCACACAAUACAAUACCCCUUAUACUCAAUCCAAUUACCCAAAAUACAAACUUUCCUCAACAAAAUACUGGAGUUAUAGUUAUAACACUGGUCAGCAGAGUGCAUAUUACCCUCAGCAGGGCUAUAACAUGUCAGCCUCGCCCAACCACAAUGCUACUGAUCAAGCUAAACCGAAUAAUCCAGUAACAAGUGCUCAACCUCAAAGCAACAUAGCACCAGUAGCAACUCAAAAUUCCGGUUAUCCUGGAAGUCAAACAAUGCAAUAUUCUGUUCCAGCUACCUACCCAAGCCAGUCUCCUUUCAAUAACUACAAUGCUUAUCCAGGUUAUAGCUAUCCUUCAAGUGGUCAAUAUCAGUUUGGACAACAGCAAUGGCUCAGCAACAGCCAGUUGCCAUCACAGAAUCAGCAACAACAAGUACAUCAAGGUCAGCAAAUUCAACAAAAUCAGUCGAUGGUAGCCCCAAGUCAGCUGAGUCAAGCCCCAAAUCAACUGAGUCAAGUCCCAAAUCAGUUACAACAACCUCAACAAGAGGCUGUAGCCUCAAAUCAGUUGAGUCAAAUUCCAAUGAGUGCAGAUCAGUUACAGCAACCUCAACAAGCUAUAGCCCCAAAUCAGUUACAUCAACCCCAACAAGCUCUAGCUCCAGAAUCGAAACCUUGGACUCAAACUUCUACCCAGUAUUCAUACAAUCCCAACUCAACAGUCGCUAUAACCAAUCCCACUUACACUGCUGGUUACUCGACUAUGACAACAUCGCCCUACCAGGCUACUGCCGCUACGACCUACGCCCAGUAUCCUCAUACUUACCAGCCGAAUCCGAACUAUCCGCAACACCUACAGUACACGCCGGUUGCAGAUGCGUCCCACCAGUACACCCGGGCUGGUCAGUUGAACCUAUCACAAACCAACUCCUCUCAGACCUCACUGCAGGGACAAACCUAUGCAGUCCAAUACAACACUAAUCCCAACCAAACAUCAAUGAAUGAGCUUUACUACAGUCAACAGUAUGGAUACCAGCUUCCGCAGUACAAUAACACGUAUGGUACACCUGCAGCCAACGUUAUCAAUUCGGUCAAUACAGCUAGUGACGCUAAACCAAAAGAGAACGAAGUGUUGUCGCCGCAGAGCCCCAUGACCUACAUGCAAGCUUCAAACUCGGCCAUGACAACAACGUUCAGUCAGAAGACUUCCAGUAGUGUGGAAGAGAACAAAUCGAAUGUUGAUUUGCUAGCCGGUCUUGAUUUUUCGGUCAGUGAAACACCGUUAAUCCCUGAACAAUCGUCGCAGAUCAAACAAGAUGCCUCCACCUCCUCUACUGCUGCUACUACCCCUUCACAGGCUCCCGUCCUUCCCAAACCGGAAGUUAAACUGGAAGAGAAGAUAACUUCGAUGUCACUUGAACCUUCUGCUGCAUCGGCGGCUUCUGAUCCAGCUGAUAAUCUCACGGCUACUGAAAAUAUAGACAGCCAAUUGGCUCUACUUCCAAAAUUGGAAGCAAAAUCGAAACCUGCGACGAAAGAUCCUUAUCUGGAUCCUGAAGUUCUCAACCAGUUCGCAGCAGAAGUGGACAAAUUCGAAAAGUUUGUCGAUGGAUUAACUAUGAAGACACUGAAUGGUCCAACGCCUCUUGAUUUGAAGUGGAAAGAACUGCAAGAUUUGCAGGAGAAAGACUCGCAAAAGCAGAUAAUUUCAGUGGCUCGGUGUUAUCCCAUGAAGAAUAGGUUUCCUGAUAUUCUUCCAUAUGAUAGUUCAAGAGUUGAACUGCCAUCCACCAAGGAUGAUUAUAUCAAUGCCUCGCAUGUUAAGGACAUAUCAGCACAUUGCCCGAAUUUUAUUCUUACGCAAGCUCCACUGCCAUCAACAUAUGCAGAUUUCUGGACAAUGAUAAUCGAACAGCAAGUUGAAAUAAUUGUUUGUUUGCUGAGUGAUAUGGAGAUAGGAGAUGAUAUCUAUUGGCCCUCAGUGAAGGGAGAAGAGAGAGUAUUCGGAAAGAUAAAGAUAUCUCUGCAAAGUACAAAUGUGAGGAAACACUGGGUGGAGCGUCUGAUUUCAGUGUCGAACGGCCGAAUGUCGAGAGUUGUCGUUCAUUUGCAGUUCACUGAAUGGCCUGGAAGCUCGUUGCCAGCGUCUCCGGGGCCACUGCUGAGCCUGGUGCAGGAGGCGGUUGGCAUUCACUCGCAGCAGCGCGGCACGGGUCCCGUCACGGUGCACUGUCUGUCAGGCGUGGGACGCGCCGGCCUGUUCACGGUGGCCACGGCUGCCCUCACUGAAAUCCAGCUCGGUCACGGGUUGCCCGACCUGGUCACGCUGGCUGCUGCUGUCUCGCUCUACCGCAAGAACUCCCUUCACAACCGCGAGCACCUCAAAUUCGCCUACCAGAUUGUGCUCUACUACGCUCAGGAUCUGCUCAUGAAGAGAGGCAUACUGACGAGUCGAUCGUCGUUCGAAGACAAACGACCGAAGUCACACACUCGGCAUCCGUCUCAGGACUUCCUGCUUGCAUCCACCAAAGAAACGAGCUCCUCCGAUGAUACACACCAAUCAGGUGAAGGUGGGAGUACAAUGAGCUCGGGACAGAAGUCCGAUGAUCCAUUCCACCAGAUCGAUGCGUUGUGGCCGAUUAAACGAUUUCAAUAGAGUGAUUGUCUUCGAAAUAUUCGUUAUUAUAAACUUUAUUGUUAGCUAUCAGUGCCCCAAUAUGCAUUUGUAUUCUAUGAUAUCGAUACUAAAAUAGAAACUAUGUAAAAUAAUACAAAUUAUUAUCAGGUUUAGGAACCUGCAAUUAUUAUUGUUGGAUAAUCAUAAUUAUCAAUUAUUAUGUAUAAUAAGUUCCAUUUAUUUAUUUGUUAUUCAUAAUGAAAAAAUAUAUAUUUUCUUAAGUCUGUUAAUAGCAAUCGUUAAUCUAUAGAUUUGAUGUCAGAAGAAAUGGCUUUCAUUCCCAAUAUCGUGAUUUUGAAAAAAGUCCCAAUUCAAGUUAUUGAAAACCUAAUUUGAUAAAAAAAUUGAAAUAGUUUUUGACUAAAUAAUAUUAAGUUAAUUGAAUUUUCAAAUUUCGAUAGCGAAAUUGCCUUAUUUAUUUAUUUAAUUUAUUGACUUGAUUUUUUCCAUUUUGAUAUUGUGACAGUAAGUUAUUUUAAAUUUAAAAUAUUCAACAGUUUUUAGAUUAAAUUGAAUUCUGUAUUAAGAAAUAAUUGAUCAACUUUUUGGAGAUAUUUUUUAAAAUCUUCGUAUUGGACUAUGUAGCUCAACCAUAUCGGAACUCCAUUUACCUUUCAAAACUGGCUCAGAUUCUGGUAUCAGAUUCUUUUUUCUUUUGAAAAUAUAUAGAUUUGUCAAUUCUCACAUGGUGAGGUCUUUGUAUAUCUUAUUGAACUGGCUUUAAUUGUGAGAUUAAUAAAAUCUGAUGAUUUUUGAUAGUGCUGCAAGCCUUUUUUUACCAAAAUCUCCUUUUUCUUUGCUCUGCUUGCAUAUUUUCAAGUUUUGAGUGACUCAACGAUUUUCAUCUCAUUGAAUUAUGCAAGCUUUCAUCACAGUCGCAUGCGAAUUCAAGACUGCUUGAUAUGCAUAUAAACUAAACUGUAUGAUUGUAAAUGUUUGGUUCUUCAAUUGAUCUGUAGCAUCCUUCAACUUUUUAUUCUAUUUCCUUUUUCGUUUUUUACAUUACAUUAUUUUUUAUUUAUUCUUAAUUUCCAUUUUUUAUUUUCUAAAAUGGGAAACGUUCUGUAUCCCCCGUCUUUACAUUGAAUUACAUGAUGGAGAUUAUCUUAAGGAGCAUUUCUAUAAUCAAUCCUACCCCAAACAUGGCAUUUAUAAAAUAAUUUCAUCCCAGGGUCUCAUUUCACUAAGGAUUGCUAUUGGUGGAGAUCUGUUUGAUACUUCUCCUGAACAGUGAUUUUCCAAGUGUUAUUAGAACUUGACUAUCAAGCACUGGUUUGCGCAAUAUUCACAUUAUAAUUCACCGUAUUGGCUGUCGUGGUAUCCGUUUCGUGAUAAGAAACCGAAACAUAAUCCUAGAGAGCAAAGAUAGAUAUUCGAAUAUUGCGCUUGCCAGUCAAAGUUUCUACUAGUCACUUGGAAGAUCACCGUGAGUACGAAGUAUCAGAAAGAUACGUUCAAUACCGGUAUCACAUAAUUUGCAAUACAGAAUCAUAUGAGCUGAAUCCUCGCUGUCUCGGCAUAUCAUAUUUCACAAACAAUGCUAAUUUAAUAUUUGUUCAAUACCGGUAUCACAUAAUUUGCAAUACAGAAUCAUAUGAGCUGAAUCCUCGCUGUCUCGGCAUAUCAUAUUUCACAAACAAUGCUAAUUUAAUAUUUGUUCAAGAUUCGUUUAGAACUGCCAGCAUUGAUUGAAUGGGAAGUAGUAUUAUUAAUUUAUAUGGGCUACUGACAGUUUAAAUUGAAUAUCACCGUAGUUACAUCUAUAUAUUGAUACUAUAAUUACCAGAUUUAUACUUACCAGCCUGCAUGAUUAUAAACGAGGUUAAAUUCACAGAAAUUUAUGUUUUUUAUUUAUAUUGUGAUUUAUUAUAAUGUAUAUUUCAAUCAAUUUGACAUAUUCUCCCAAAGUAGAUGAUUAUUUAGUUUGAUUUGAUGUUGCGGAAUAAACUUCCAUGUGUUUAAUUUCAAGAAGGACCAAAUUUCAAGCAACAUACUUUCAAGAUCCAAUUGUUUAAUUAUGUUCAUAGUUGAGGUUGAGCCAUCUAUAACAUUCAUUUUAUAAUGAUAUUAUGUUGUUAUUGAUAGACUGAUGUGAAUAGGUUAGGAAGUCUUUUUAAUAAAUCAUUUGGAAUUUCAUCA